CGAUCGCACCUCUCUCUCCCAGACAGUUUGUGUCCUCACAUCUCUAUUUCUCACUGUCUUCCGCUCCAUCCUUUUUCCUCUCUGUCUUCCCCGUUACCUCUCAUUCUACUGGGAUCCGGGUCUGAACCUCUGCCGGAGCCGGGACGGCUACUGGAAGUGCUGAAUUCCUGGUCUGCCGAGAAGAUUAAGUGGAGUGGACAGCUGGCAGAUGAUCAGAGUGAGAGUGGCAGCCAGGACUGGCUCAUAUUUAUUGACAGGAUUGGAGGAUUGUACAGAUAUUGGCCGGUCGCUGCGGGACGGGGCCAAGAAGCCUCUGGGCUGUUUUGUGUAAUGUGAAAACCUGCCCUGAGGGUCCUUUGGCAUCUUGACAUCUUCCGCAGAAGCUUCCGUCAACUGAACACCCACAAGUGCAUGGAGGACUCGUGCAUCUUCUGCGCUCUGAAGAGCAUCUUCGCCCAGUUCCAGUUCAGCAGUGAGAAGGUGCUCCCAUCGGACGCUCUGCGCAGCGCUCUGGCCAAAACCUUCCAAGACGAGCAGCGCUUCCAGCUGGGCAUCAUGGACGACGCGGCUGAGUGUUUCGAGAAUCUCCUGAUGCGGAUCCACUUCCACAUCUCGGAUGAGACCAAGGAGGACAUCUGCACGGCCAAGCACUGCAUCCCACAUCAGAAGUUUGCCAUGACACUUUUCGAACAGUGUGUUUGCAAUAAUUGUGGAGCUACUUCGGAUCCUCUCCCCUUCAUUCAGAUGGUGCACUACAUCUCCACCACCUCUCUCUGCUGCAGUAACCAAGCUGUGCGAAUGCUGGAAUGUAAGGAGAAGCCCACACCCGAUAUGUUUGGAGAGCUUCUCCGCAACGCCAGCACCAUGGGUGACCUGCGAAACUGUCCGAGUAACUGUGGCGAAAUGUUGCGGAUUCGGCGGGUUCUGAUGAACUGCCCGGAGAUCAUCAGCAUCGGCCUGGUGUGGGACUCAGACCACUCUGAUUUGGCUGAAGACGUCAUCCACAGCCUGGGCACGUGCCUGCGGUUGGGUGAUCUGUUCUACCGUGUGACGGAUGAGCGGGCCAAGCAAUCAGAGCUCUACCUUGUGGGCAUGGUUUGCUACUACGGCAAGCAUUACUCUACCUUCUUCUUCCAGACCAAGAUACGCAAGUGGAUGUAUUUCGAUGACGCACAUGUGAAGGAGAUUGGACCCAAAUGGAAGGAUGUGGUGUCGAGAUGUAUAAAAGGCCACUACCAGCCACUCCUGCUGCUGUAUGCUGACCCACGAGGGACACCCGUGUCAUCGCAGGACAUGCUGGCAGCGCAGUUAGACCUGCAUCACAGCAGCAAGGCUGGCUAUGACAGCGAAGACUCCGGGAGGGAGCCCUCAAUUUCAAGUGACACACGCACAGACUCUUCCACAGACAGCUGCAGCUACAAGCACUCUCGAUCACACCAUGAGUCCAUGGCCUCCCAUUUCUCUUCUGACUCUCAGGGAACUGUGGUGUGUAAUCAGGACAGCAGCGGUUCCCAGAACAGCAUGGACACUGCAGGGGAGGUUCUUAAAGACCAGGCCACUCCCCUUUGUACGCCAAGAACCUCUUCUACUGGCCAUCUGCAGGAUUAUAAAGAGACUGUGAAUAUGAUCCACAGCAGACCCCUCUCAUCGUCCUCUAGUUCAGGGGUGGGUGGCUCGGAGGCUGGUGCGCGGUCCAGGGACUGGGAAGACGAGAGCACCAGCAGUGAGUCCAAGUCCAGCUCCAGUGGAGGGCGCUAUCGGCCCACUUGGAGACCCAGGAGAGAGGCCUUGAACAUUGACAGCAUCUUCAGCCGGGAAAGGCAUCGGCCGGCUGGCUACGCCACGCUCGGGCCCUCCCCGCUGCCGGAAGACCCGAUGUCACCAGUGCACAGCGAGCUGGUCUCAGGAGCUGCUGCGGAGGGGUCAAACAUUCCAGCAGCAGAGACAGGGGGCAUGGGCGAUGGCUCAGGGGGUGUGUCAGAGACAGCAGUGGAGCAUCUACCGAUCCCACCACCUUUAAGAGGCGUAGAACAGCAGCCUCGGCUGAUCCAGAGGAUGGAGAGUGGCUACGAAAGUAGUGAGAGGAACAGCAACAGCCCCAUCAGCAUGGACAUGCCCCUCAGCGACAACCAGAGCACCAGUGCUCACAGGGACAGCAGCAGUAAGAGACCAGUAACUUCUGGGCCCUCCUGGCGCACAGUGCCCAAGUCCAAAAGCAGCAGUGCCAUCCUUCAAGACCUCAAAUCACCCACCUGGAGUAGCCCUCCACUGAGUUUGGGAGAGGGGCGCAGCGAGCUGGAUGAAUUGCAGGAGGAAGUUGCUCGCAGGGCCAGGCAGCAAGAGCUCCAGAGGAAGAAGGAGAAGGAGAGAGAAGCAGCACAGGGCUUCAACCCCAGACCUAGCAAGUUCAUGGACCUGGACGAACUUCAGCACCAGGGGAAGGGGGGCAGUUUUGAGCACUGCCUGGCGGAGGCUGACUCUCUCUUAGAGCAGUCGCUGCGCCUGGAGCAAGCUGGGGACACAGCUACAGCCCUGGCGCUCUCCCACCAUGCUGUGUCUAAACUAAGAUUUUCCAUGCAUGAGGGCAGUGCUAACACUCAUAGCAGGACUAUGGCUGCUGACGCCAAGCUGCAAAAAUGCAUGAGGAGAGCGCGGGGCCUACAGCAGCGCAUGCAGCAACAGCAAGAGCAGCAGCAGGAGCCCAGCCGCCCACAGGGGCCCAACAGUGAACACCCUGGCCCGGUCCAAGUAUUGUUGACAGACAAUCAGGAGGAGGUCUGGGAGACCAAUCAGGUUUCUAUGCUUGGCCCACCCUCUCCUCAACACAUGAAAUCACCCUCCUCUUGUACAAACUCCCCAUCUCAGUCCUCUAGCCACCCAUCGCUCAAUCCUCGGCCUUCCUCUUCUGAGGGGCAUUCCCAAGAGCCCGAUGAACGCAGCAGUUGGUCAACCCAAAAUGAGGAGGAAUGGGGUGGCAUCAGGUUAUCAGACGUUCUCCAAGCAUCAGGCAUUCGGAUCAUGCCCAUACGCAAACACCUAGCCAUAUCUCUACCUUCUUUGCCCCUUGACUUCUGGGGUGUUUUGGGAGAGGACGAAGAGGUCUCCAGCUGUCAGCACCCUCAAGCUUCAUUCUCUCAAUCUCCAAAUCCUCCUUCGUGGCAUGGCACUGCAGAUUGUUCAGACCGGAUACCCCAAUCCAGCAGGGCCACCAGUCCACCACCUGCCCCUGUUGAGGAGAAGGGGCCAAUGCCCCGACGAGCCCCCAUAUGGCAGCCCCUGUGUGCAUCUUCCCAGCCAUGCACCAAACUGACCCCUCCUGUUGCUACCCGUCAUUGGUCCUCUUGGAGCCUAGACCGUCCUGACGCUGUCAUCACCCCCUACAACACACCACCUGACCAGAACCAGCGGACAGGAACCGCCCUCUAUCAACACACACCUGGAAGACACCUUGCUCCUCACAGUCCCAUUAGCACCAGGAAGAAGAACAUCUCUAAGCACUCAAACUUCCAAAGCAUGGAGCUGGAACCCACAGAGGCCGAGGACCAGGAACUCUCUGAAUUGGACUCACUCUACCAGGCCAGUCUCCAGGCUGGCCCGGGUCCUGGCCGAGCUCUGCGUGGUACCAGCUCACCUGCUGGGAGACAAGUACCUCCUGCUACACGAAAGCUGCUCACUGGAGUUGGACGUUCUCGGACCCCCACGGCUGAGCUUGAGAGAACCGCUUAUGGACCACCAGGUUGUAGCAGCCCUACUGGAUACAUGAACAUGCCCCUGUCAGUGGCCCAUCAAGAGCUGCAGUCAGGAGAGGAAGACCAGUAUGAUGCAGAUCACCUGCGCCGUAUUGCUCGCAGCCUGAGUGGAACUGUGAUAGGGAGACGCCAGAACCGCCUUGCCGUCUCCCGAAGUUUCCUGGGGGACUCCGGGGUUACGCCAUAUCACAGCUCCAUGUACUCACCUAGUUGCCUUCAGUUUCCUUUGUCUCAUUCAGACCUCCAUCUGCUCCAACCCAGCUAUCUUCAUCUCCUUCCAUCAUCUUCACCUCUGUCUCAGCAGCCUGGGCCUUGCAGAGAGGCCCCAGGUAAAGCUCACUCUCGUUUUCCACUUCCAUGACCACCUCCUCCAUUCAAAGGGCCAUUUCCUGCUUGUUCCACAUUCUGCCAUUGCAUUGCAUUUGAGUCCAGGUGCCAGUGGCCACCCUGCUAAACAGUCUGCAUUUGCUUCAUUUUCGUUUCAUUACUGCUGUUGAAGGAGCUCCUCUUUUGUUGUUGCUUUUUUUUCUUUGAUUGGUCUGGAUCCUGUCCUUCACACUCCAUCCUACCCCA
Molecule: messenger RNA, 4322 nt
Organism: Ctenopharyngodon idella (grass carp)
Lineage: Eukaryota; Metazoa; Chordata; Actinopteri; Cypriniformes; Xenocyprididae
Gene: usp54b
Product: ubiquitin specific peptidase 54b
Exons: 19
Coding region: 412-4110 (1232 amino acids)
Biological process (GO): protein deubiquitination
Molecular function (GO): cysteine-type deubiquitinase activity
Source: RefSeq, a predicted model, not a curated record